GUCCCGGCCGAAGAUCGGCGCGCCUUUCGCCUCAGAGCUUCUCACCCAACCCCCCCCCCAACCCCAGCCACCCACUCACUCACUCAACUCAACUCAACUCAACUCCUCCGCCCGACCGACCGACCGACCGACUGACCAACCAACCCACCCGGCUCGCAGCGCCCGCUUUCAGCCGCCCGCCGCCACGGCAUUUCCCGUGGAGUCGGAGGGAGGCGGCGGCGGCGGCGGCGGCGGUAGUGGUAGUGGUAGUGGUAGUAGUGGUGGUGGUGGCGGUGGCGGGUCCGUGGGCCCGCGGCGGGUUUCGUUAUUCUCCAAGUAGUUGGUGGAUGAGCCCCCGGAUGUUGGCGCAUGGAUAUCUCGGCCGCCUCUCCAAUGUGCUGCUGUUGAAGAGGGGGUGUUUUAAUUUGUCAAAAUGAAUCCUCAGCAGCAGCGAAUGGCAGCCAUAGGGACGGACAAAGAACUCAGCGACUUGCUGGAUUUCAGUGCGAUGUUUUCUCCACCUGCAUCUAAUGGAAAGAACCGACCAACCACGUUAGGAAGCAACCAGUUUGGGGGAACAGGUUUGGAUGAAAGAACAGGCCCUGGCCCAUGGGCGGCAGGUACACAGAGCAGUAGCCCAUCAACAUAUGAACAACCGAGGGGCUAUGGUGAAGGUUCCCACUAUGGCGAUCAUGUAUCAAACAGAGAGUUGCCAUCACAUGAUGGCAUAUCUUCUUCGUCCUUCAUAAACCCUGGCCUUGUUGUCAAAAAUGCUGAGAGAGUUCCUUUCCCACCAUUUGGAAGAGACUCGACCAUGCCAGGUUUAAAUCAGGGAAGUUUUCUGAACUCUGAAAUGGGAAUGGCCAAUUCGGGAGCAAUAUCACCAACUGGAGUCAAACCGGGCUCACAGUAUUACCCCUACGCCAGCAAUCCUCGAAGGCGACCAGUGCAAGAAACGAGUAAUCUAGAAUCCCAGCCCAAGAAAGUACGAAAGGUGCCUCCUGGCCUCCCAUCUUCGGUAUACGCUUCAACAUCAAGUGAAGAAUAUAGCAGAGAUUCAGCUGGCUAUUCUUCAUCCAAACCUUCAAGCUCUGUAUUUCCAGGCUCUUUCUAUAUUCAAGAUGGUAUUCAUAACGGUCCUGAUGUUUGGAACUCAUCCAGUGGAAUGGGUCAGCCAGGAUAUGGAGGUUUGAUGGCAAAUUCUUCAUCCCAUUUGUCCCAAUCUGGUGGCUACAGCAACCUUCAUCCACAAGAACGCCUGAGCUACCCAAUACACAGUGUGCCAUCAACAGAAGUUAACGGAAGUCUUCCUUCUAUGUCUGGUUUCCACUGUUCCAAUAACGCAGGUUCGGCUGCGUACGGCGUUUCAUCUCACACACCCCCAAUCAGUGGGACAGAAACCAUCAUGACUAACAGAGGAAGCUCAGCUGGCAGUCCACAAACCUGUGAUGCACUGGGAAAGGCUCUAGCCUCGAUCUAUUCACCAGACCACACCGGCAAUAACUUCCAUUCAAAUCCAUCAACACCAGUCGGGUCCCCACAGGCAAUUGCAGGUACAGGUCAGUGGUCUAGAUCUGGAGGCCAAGGUGCAUUAUCACCGAAUUAUGAAGGGACAGUACAUAACCUGCAACAGAGUAAAAUGGAGGAUCGACUAGACCGACUGGAUGAUGCCAUUCACGUGCUGCGUAGUCAUGCUGUUGGAUCAGCAACUGCCAUGCCUGGUAACCAUGGUGACUUGCAUGUAUUAAUAGGACCAUCACACAAUGGCCCAGUUGGAGGUAUAGGCCCAGGAUUUACACCCCCAGUGCUGAUGUCAGCCAACAGGCAUUCUAUGGUUGGAGCUCAUGAAGAAGGCUCAGGAAUAUCUAGUAAUGCUAGUGUUCUGCCUAACCGUGCACUGCCAUCACAGUCCACAGCACUGUCGGACCUGAACCGACCACAAGAAACUUACAGUGGAAUGACUGGUGGUCUGCAGAGAUCAAGUGUUAGUCAGUCUAGUGCUGAUAUUAAGCGAGAAGAAAAGGAGGAGGAUGAAAAUCACAAUUCCUCAGGUUCAGAAGACAAGUCAGAGGAUGAGAGGAAAGAUUCCAAAAUGUCAUCAAGGGCAUCAAGAACAAGUACUGAUGAAGGCUUUACAGGUGAAGAAAAAGAGAUGAAGGACCGUGAAAGGCGAAUGGCAAAUAAUUUGAGGGAGCGAAUUCGCGUCAGAGACAUUAAUGAGGCUUUCAAAGAGUUGGGCCGCAUGUGUCAGAUGCACUUAAAAACUGAUAAAGCUCAAACCAAACUGAUCAUCCUGCAGCAGGCCGUCCAGGUCAUUCUCUGCCUUGAACAGCAAGUACGAGAACGUAAUUUGAAUCCUAAAGCUGCUUGCCUUAAGCGAAGGGAAGAGGAGAAGGUAUCUGCAGUAGUAGGAGAGCAGCCACUGCCCCUUUCAGCUGCACAUCCUGGUUUGGGAGAUAAUCACAAUGCAGUGAGCCACAUGUAGGAGCUCCAUCUGCCUGGUUUAACUGAAGGUGGUGAGCAAGAGGGACACGUCAUGUCAUCUUUCUCUUUAAGGAAGAAACCUUGUUCUGCCAAAAAGAUGAUAAACUGACAAAUCCUUUCUGGAUCAGAAUUGCAGAUGUGAACAUAUGCAUUUGCUGUAUCUAUCUAAGAAAAAAAGGGGGAAAGUCGUCAUAUAUCAUUGAAGUACUGGAUCUCUGUGCUGCAAAAAAGGUUUUUUCUACAGCCCAAAGAAAAAAUCUUCCCCACAGUGGAAAAAAGGAGUUAGUGCCUAAGCUUAUUUUAAAUCCCAGUAUGUUUUAAUGAAACUUGCAAGGAUGUGAGGUUGUUUUGGAACAAAAUUUCAAAAGUCCUUUUUUGCUUGUUUUGUAAGCAAUUGGUCUUAUUGUUUUAAAAAGAGAACUUUUGGUGUCCUUGGUUUGCAGCAUUCCCAGCAAAAAUAUUUGUCUUACUCAAUUGACACACAAGCGACCACUCCAUGUCUCCCUGGUAGUUGGCUGGGAAGGAUUGUUAGCCAACGGACAAAAUAUUCUACAGACCUUCUCUUGCCCUGCCUUUACGAUCAGGUAUAUCUGGAGGGCCAACAUAAUGAGUGCAUUACAAAAGCUAGUUCAUUCAUUUGUAGGGAGUUAUUUUAUGUAAAAUGAGCAAAACUAUAUUUUUGCAUUAUUAGACUUUACAUUGUAGUUUUUUAAGGUAGCUGGGCAUAGUGUGUACUUAGAAAUUGAAAAGUCUGUGAAGGCUUUCAUAUUGCAACAGGUAAUGUUGCAGAUUCUAGGUAUUGUAUGACCAUAGUUUGUCAUGGACUUAUUCAAGAGUGGGAAAAAAUUCCACCUUUUGUAGGAUUCCUGCACAAUGAACUGUUUAAAUGUUUAAAAUUCAUAUGAAUUGGUUGUGGAAUCUAAUAAGGAUGUGAGCAACUUGCGUUAUCAGUGGCUUGCAUUAUGCCAAGCUGAAUUCAUUUCUGCAGCAGCCUGUGUACUGUGGAAACGAACCCAUUACAAAUAAAACACGGAAUCAGUCUUCCACUGAGAACAUAUUCACAGACUUUCACCAGCCAAGCAGAAGACACAGUACUUUUGACAUAACUUUUUUUUAUUUUUUAAAAAAAAAAGAUGUGAACAAGUGGAAAACGGGCACCGAAACCGUGGGACUGAAUGAACAAAGUUUUUGACAUUUUAGGGUAAAAUGCCUGACAUUUCUAGAACUGCAUUAAAUAUUGUGCAGUGACAUUUCUCAGCUCAUUUUGAGUAUUGCAGAUGUAUGUAAUAGUUAAAAAAAAAUUACGUGGCCUUUUCAUUCUUGUACUUGUGAUGCAAUGUGAACAGAAUGAAAAAUGACCAGUGCCUAACAUUUCAUUAAAAGCCUCUUUUUUGUCUAGUGCUUUUUUUGCUAAGAAAAGACUUGCAGUAUACCCUUACAAAGUGAAAUUUAAGGAAAAAAGUUGGCUUAUUUUCACAACAGCGAUCCUUUUAUACCAUAAAUCUUGAAAAUGUCUUGGAUUCUGAAUGUUACUUUUUGUAGAUUUUUACUCAAUGUCUGAUUCCAGAAGUUUAUUUUACUACAUUUAGGUAAGGCUUCUUCUAGCACCCAUACAGUACUUAAAUGUUGCACAAUUAGAUUUCUGAUUGUGUUGCUGAGUGCCUCAAGUUCCUUGUGUUUUUUUUUGUAUUUGUACAAGCAUCAAAACAGCUGGCUGGAGUAUUCAGAAAAGUAGUUUGAAUCAUUUCCUUUUGUCUUAGUAGCUAAUGAGAACUGUCAUGUAUAUAACAGUAAUGUAGCAAUAAAUGUGCCAUUUUUAUAACAGGAAUGCCCCUCCUUUUUAAUGUCAGUUUAAUCUUGUAUACCCAAUGUCAUUGUAAUAAAGGGUUUACCUUAAAUUUAAA
Carcharodon carcharias (great white shark) is the source of this 4367-nucleotide messenger RNA. Its product is annotated as transcription factor 4-like. The coding region runs from base 413 to 2464 and encodes 683 amino acids. Lineage: Eukaryota; Metazoa; Chordata; Chondrichthyes; Lamniformes; Lamnidae. Gene Ontology annotation, molecular function: RNA polymerase II cis-regulatory region sequence-specific DNA binding; DNA-binding transcription factor activity, RNA polymerase II-specific; protein dimerization activity. Gene Ontology annotation, biological process: regulation of transcription by RNA polymerase II. The record is from RefSeq and is a predicted model, not a curated record. The transcript is spliced from 20 exons. Gene Ontology annotation, cellular component: transcription regulator complex.